UUCUGAAGAUGAAAUUGAAUCUGAAGAUGUAUUUGAACUAAGGCAACCAACUGCAACAGAUGCGAAGCCUUCGAUGCUUCCACAAUUUUCUGAAUUACCAGAAUCUCUAGACAAAUCGGACAAACCAAAAUCUCCUGUAGAUUCGAAAACAUCUCUCAUUAAACUGACAUCUGCAGAUGAUUCUAAAGAUGAAUUUGAACUAAAGAAACCAACAGCUACUGACUCGACGCAUUCGAUGCUUCCACAAUUUUCUGAAUUACCAGAAUCUCUAGACAAAUCAGAUAAACCAAAAUCUCCUGUAGAUUCGAAAACAUCUCCCAUUAAACCGAUAUUUGUAGAUGAUACUAAAGAUGAAAUUGAACUCAAGAAACCAACAGCUAUUGACUCGAAAUCUUCGAUUCCUCCACAAUAUUCUGAUUUACCAGAAUCUCUAGACAAAUCGGACGAACCAAAAUCUCCUGUAGAUUCGAAAACAUCUCCCAAUAAACUGACAUCUGUAGACGAUACUAAAGAUGAAAUUGAACUCAAGAAACCAACAGCUAUUGACUCGAAGCCUUCGAUGCUUCCACAAUUUUCUGAAUUACCAGAAUUUGUAGACAAAUCGGACAAACCAAAAUCUCCUGUAGAUUCGAAAACAUCUUCUGCAAAACCUGCAGACGAUUCAGAAGAUGAAAUUGAAAUCGAGAAACCAACAGCUAUUGACUCGAAACCUUCGAUGCUUCCACAAUAUUCUGAAUUUCCAGAAUCUCUAGACAAAUCGGACAAGCCAAAAUCUCCUGUAUAUUCGAAAACAUCUCCUGCUAAACCUGCAGAUGAUUUUGAAGAUGAAUUUGAAAUCAAGAAACCAACAGCUAUUGACUCGAAGCCUUCGAAGCUUCCACAAUUUUCUGAAUUACCAGAAUCUCUAGACAAAUCUGACAAACCAAAACCUCCUGUUGAUUCGAAAACAUCUCCUGCUAAACCUGCAGAUGAUUCUGAAGAUGAAUUUGAAAUCAGGAAACCAACAGCUAUUGAGUCGAAGCCUUCGAUGCCUCCACAAUUUUCUGAUUUUCCAAAAUCUCUAGACAAAUCGGACAAACCAAAAUCUCCUGUAGAUUCGAAAACAUCUCCCAUUAAACCGAUAUCUGUAGAUGAUACUAAAGAUGAAAUUGAACUCAAGAAACCAACAGCUAUUGACUCGAAACCUUCGAAGCCUCCACAAUAUUCUGAAUUACCAGAAUCUCUAGACAAAUCGGACAAACCAAAAUCUCCUGUAGAUUCGAAAACAUCUCCUGAAAAACCUGCAGAUGAUUCAGAAGAUGAAAUUGAAAUCGAAAAACCAACAGCUAUUGACUCGAAACCUUCGAUGCUUCCACAAUUUUCUGAAUUACCAGAAUCUCUAGACAAAUCGGACAAACCAAAAUCUCCUGUAGAUUCGAAAACAUCUCCUGCUAAACCUGCAGAUGAUUCUGAAGAUGAAUUUGAAAUCAAGAAACCAACAGCUAUUGAUUCGAAGCCUUCGAUGCUUCCACAAUUUUCUGAAUUACCAGAAUCUCUAGACAAAUCGGACAAGUCAAAAUCUCCUGUAUAUUCGAAAACAUCUCCUGCUAAACCUGCAGAUGAUUCUGAAGAUGAAUUUGAAAUCAAGAAACCAACAGCUAUUGACUCGAAGCCUUCGAAGCUUCCACAAUUUUCUGAAUUACCAGAAUCUCUAGACAAAUCGGACAAACCAAAAUCUCCUGUUGAUUCGAAAACAUCUCCUGCUAAACCUGCAGAUGAUUCUGAAGAUGAAUUUGAAAUCAAGAAACCAACAGCUAUUGACUCGAAGCCUUCGAUGCCUCCACAAUUUUCUGAUUUACCAAAAUCUCUAGACAAAUCGGACAAACCAAAAUCUCCUGUGAAAUCGAAAAUGUCUCCGAUUAAACUGACAUCUUUUGAUGAUUCUAAAGAUGAAAUUGAAUCUGAAGACGUAUUUGAACUAAGGCAACCAGCUGCUAUUGAUGCGAAGCCUUCGAUGCUUCCACAAUUUUCUGAAUUAGCAGAAUCUCUAGACAAAUCGGACAAAGCAAAAUCACCUGUAGAUUCGAAAACAUCUUUCAUUAAACUGACAUCUGCAGAUGAUUCUGAAGAUGAAUUUGAACUAAAGAAACCAACAGCUACUGACUCGAUGCAUUCGAUGCUUCCACAAUUUUCUGAAUUACAAGAAUCUCUAGACAAAUCAGAUAAACCAAAAUCUCCUGUAGAUUUGAAAACAUCUUCCAUUAAACCGAUAUCUGUAGAUGAUACUAAAGAUGAAAUUGAACUCAAGAAACCAACAGCUAUUGACUCGAAACCUUCGAUUCCUCCACAAUAUUCUGAUUUAACAGAAUCUCUAGACAAAUCGGACAAACCAAAAUCUCACGUAGAUUCGAAAACAUCUCCUGCUAAACCUGCAGGUGAUUCUGAAGAUGAAUUUGAAAUCAUGAAACCAACAGCUAUUGAUUCGAAGCCUUCGAUGCUUCCACAAUUUUCUGAAUUACCAGAAUCUCUAGACAAAUCGGACAAACCAAAAUCUCCUGUAGAUUCGAAAACAUCUCCCAUUAAACCGAUAUCUGUAGAUGAUACUAAAGAUGAAAUUGAACUCAAGAAACCAACAGCUAUUGACUCGAAACUUUCGAUUCCUCCACAAUAUUCUGAUUUACCAGAAUCUCUAGACAAAUCGGACAAACCAAAAUCUCCUGUAGAUUCAAAAACAUCUCCUGCAGAUGAUUCAGAAGAUGAAAUUGAAAUCGAGAAACCAACAGCUAUUGACUCGAAACCUUCGAUGCUUCCACAAUUUUCUAAAUUACCAGAAUCUCUAGACAAAUCGGACAAACCAAUAUCUCACGUAGAUUCGAAAACAUCUCCUGCUAAACCUGCAGGUGAUUCUGAAGAUGAAUUUGAAAUCAUGAAACCAACAGCUAUUGAUUCGAAGCCUUCG
Molecule: messenger RNA, 2938 nt
Organism: Lucilia sericata (common green bottle fly)
Lineage: Eukaryota; Metazoa; Arthropoda; Insecta; Diptera; Calliphoridae
Product: muscle M-line assembly protein unc-89-like
Exons: 1
Source: RefSeq, a predicted model, not a curated record